AAAAAAAAAAAGAAGAGGAAGUCAGAACUCGAGGGCAGGGCACAAGGGUUCAUCUCGACCUCUCAAUGAAAAUCUCCUCCAGGGUUUGUUCUUGAUUCUCCGAUGCAAUUCUCCGGGUCCAUGAUGACAGUUUCCGGGUCGGGCGGGCGUCAAAGUUUUUAGCUUUCGAUGCUUCUGUUGACGGAAAAGUUCGAACCUUUCUCGCUCUCGUGAGCAUUUUUGUCCCUGAGAUUCAUUUGGGUUUGUUCUCGGAUGCUCUUUGGAUCAAUCUAGAGCUGCAGAUUGUGCAAGUGGAUUCAAAGUUUGAGUCUUUUUGUUUUGUUUUGUUGAGGUUUGGUUAAAGAAGGAAUCGAUGGUAUAGAGUAUUGUUAUUUGGGGAAAAAAAAAAGAAGUUUUUAACUUUGAAGAUGGAGAGUGAUGAUGGAUUGUACCCCGAUGAGCCUUUUGGUUCCGAGUUUGAGAUCACUGCUCAGUUUUCAAAGGAAGACUUUACGGUUGAGAAAGGUGAAGGGAGUGGUGUGGUUUUCGCCAGAGAAGCACCUCUUAUAGGUAAAUGCAGUGGUGAUGUUGAUGUUCUUGAGAAGGGAAGUCUAGGGAAAGAGAAGAAGCUUAGUAGACAGGACAGAAUCGAACUGGGACGGCUCUUCCAAAACGCUACUAGCUCGCAGGAUUGGGAACUCUCCGAGAGGAUGAUUGAUCUGGCUGAUCUGCAGACUUUGAAUGAUCUGUUGUGUAUUAGUCUUGAUUCUAUCUGGUUCUUGAGCACAGAGGGGGAGUUAAGAGGUAUCACCGGUUUGAUUGCAAAGAUCAUAUGCCAUGGUGCUCAUGACUACACUAGAGCUACACUCAGAACUUCGUUUCUUGCUUCUUGUGUCUCCUCUUGCCGUAACCGGACUGUUAGUCUUUCUGAUAGUGUAACUGUAAUGGCUCAAAGGUUACAUGAGCGUCUUCAAGAGUGUAACGGUGAUGAGGUUCUCAAAGCAGAAGCGAGUACCAAAGUUCAGAAGUUCACUGAAUGGGCCCUCAAGUGCAUAGGCUUCCACUCUCGUUGCCAGGGCGGUAGAGAUAAUAAAGCUAACCAAGACUCAGCUGCUGAGAUCCAACUCCAGCUCUCCGCUUUCAAGACGUUCUUGGAUCUUGCGGGAAACCAUUUGACAGGAAAGGAUUUCACUGAAGCCUUUGAUGCAGCUUGCUUCCCGCUUACGCUCUUCUCCACCUCUUUUAACCCUGGCUGGGCUUCUGGAAUCUCAGCUACUGUCAUACAUGGAUUGCUCGGGAUGCUGGUGGAAGGAGGAGCUGAUAAUGUGAACCAGUGCUUUCUUGAAGCUUCUCGGUUUGGUAGCACAGAGCUCGUGCGAAUCUUGUUGCAGAUUGCUCAAAGGAAUAGCUUAGACGUGGAUGUUGACUUAGCCUUGGGCUUUGCUUCCCAUUAUAGUAAGAUUGAAACGAUGGACUGCCUUGUGGAAGAAGGUCACGCCAUGGCUUUCUUGGGUCCCUUGAUGAGAGCAGCAGAGAGAGGCUGUAUGCAAGUUGUUGAAUGGUUUGUGAAAAGAGGCUGCCGCGAAAUGGAGCUGUGCUUGGCUCUCACAGCCGCCACUUCGAGUAGCCAGGUCGAGAUCGCUGCUUAUCUUCUCCCUCAUGUGCCGAGACCUGUCCUCACAGCUCUCAGCAUCGAGAUCCUCAAAGCAGCGGGAGAAAGAAGCGAUGGUUCUCUCUACGGAGUAGAGUUUCUUCUCAAGUCAGACUUCCUCGGUGAUCCGGUAGCUACUUACUCAGUUGCAGACACCAUUGCAAACGCAGAAGACGAGUCUGUUCCUUCAGAGCUGAAAACUUUUCUCCAAGAGCAUUGGUCAGAGGCUGCGUUAAGCCAAGGGGUGAGGGAAAGCAGAGAUAACUUCAUGAACUUCAUGAGGGUUUUGAAGAAUGGAGAGUCUGCUAUACGUUUGAAGGAUCUCCCAGGUCCGUUGAGAGUUGCGGUCGCUUACAUGCCGUUGUACAGAGAGUGUGUGAAAGCGGGAGGGAGGUUGCUCUCGCAGAGAUUAAGAGGACAGCUCAUGGAAGCCGUGAAGCAGCUUCAGGGAAUUGGUGUGGACACAGAGGAAGUAUGCAAAGGUGGUCAUCAUCAUCAGCUCAUGGCGGUAUUGGAGCAUCACCUUCCUCUUUUUUUGGUCAAAGCUUAUUCACACUGAGCAACAGUUGGAUCCAGCACCCGGAGUUAUCCGGGUUUAACCUUGCCCAUUUCUUUUAAAAUAAGAACUGAAUAAAAUAAUCAUAUUUGGGGAUCCAGGGUUUGGAUUAUUAUGAAAGGAGCUUUGUAUAAACUAACUUCCUAUGAGAAUGUCUUUGUCAAGUCUUCCUAAACCAUGGGAGAAGAUGCUAUCCAAAACGUUUUAUAAUAUUAUUUCAACUAAAAAGAAAUAAAGAUAGUCUUGC
Molecule: messenger RNA, 2433 nt
Organism: Brassica oleracea var. oleracea
Lineage: Eukaryota; Viridiplantae; Streptophyta; Magnoliopsida; Brassicales; Brassicaceae
Product: ankyrin repeat protein SKIP35
Exons: 4
Coding region: 408-2189 (593 amino acids)
Source: RefSeq, a predicted model, not a curated record